Aedes aegypti (yellow fever mosquito) is the source of this 5189-nucleotide messenger RNA. Its product is annotated as multidrug resistance-associated protein 7. Bases 352 to 4950 code for a protein of 1532 amino acids. Lineage: Eukaryota; Metazoa; Arthropoda; Insecta; Diptera; Culicidae. The record is from RefSeq and is a predicted model, not a curated record. Gene Ontology annotation, biological process: transmembrane transport. Gene Ontology annotation, cellular component: membrane. The transcript is spliced from 5 exons. Gene Ontology annotation, molecular function: ATP binding; ATP hydrolysis activity; ABC-type transporter activity.
GUUUGUUGUUUUGCAUCUUUCGUGUUUUGGAUCAACAGUUUCGUCAUCGGCGCUGUUCGUAAAAAGAAAAAUCUCUGUGCUUAUGGUGAAAUAUUUAUUUACAUUACCAAGUCGACGACCUUGUCUGGUGCAUCGAAUUUAAUUCUGCUGAGUGAACGCCGGUGACCAAUUCGCCGUAUGCACUUUGAGUGGUAUCUUUGCAAGAAGAGGCGAAUCGGAAGGGAAAAAUCCCCACAGGAAGGAUACUGAUAAGAAGCAAAAUAGCGACGUGAAUAGAUGAUGAAUCAACAAAUUGCGAGGAGAUUAUCUUAAAAAUCGGACUGUUUUAUUAGGCGGCUGAAAAGUGAAGCAAUGUCGUCGUGGGAAUUCUCCUGGACGGACGUUUGUCCCUCCGGAUUGCGUCCCUGGGUGAAGGAUUACAAUGAUUUGGCCCCGUGCUUCCAGGAGAUAUGCCUCCAGCUCCCGAUGCUGGUUCUGUUUGCCGUGCUUUCGUCUUACUACUACGGAUCGCACUUCCGGUUGGUGUUCCGCAACGGGGUCCAGCUGCGAUCGAUUCGGGUUCGGAUUGCUGCUUCCAUCGCCCUGGGAUUGAUUCCGGUGCUGAAGAUAUUCUACGUGUUGAGAGUGCACGGAAGGAUCUAUCCGAUCGAUGUGUUGCUGUCGUGUGUGCAAUUUGUGGCUUGGACGGUUCACGUUGGAUUUCUGGUCAGUUCGAUUAGGCGAGGAUCGUUGAGUCAUCGGGGGCCGUUGGCCAUUAUUGUGCUGUGGACGUCGCUGCUGGCGUUGACGGGGAUCUGGGUGCACACGAACAUCAAUUCCGAUUACUGGCUUUGGUACGUGGCGGAUUUGGUGGUAUUCAUAAGCUACGGCUCGACGCUGAUUGCCCCGGGAAAUGCCCAUUACAUUAGAGUUCAGCGAACGGCCGAUGAGGAACGGCAGGCCCUUUUAUCGCACACGUACACGCGAUUCCUGGAAGAUGUGGACGAAUCGGCCUUGGGCCCAAUUCAGGAUGAUGCCAAUUUCCUAUCUAAGAUGGUCUUCUACUGGGUAAGACCACUCAUUACCAAGGGAAUGGCUGGCAAGCUGCGCAAGAAUGACGAUUUGUUUGACUUACCGGAAUGUUUGAACAUGAAUCUGGUAGUGGAGAAGCUUCAGAAGCAACUGAAUGCGGUGGGAUCUCUAUUCAAAGCGCUGCAUCGAAGCUUUGGUUGGGAAUUCUACCUGAUCGGGAUCCUCCGACUGCUAGCUGAUCUCUCCGGCUUUGCUGGACCUGUGCUCCUGGGAGGACUUCUGCGUAGCGAAAACUUCAACGGGAAUGGAACCGUCCCUGGUGAUGAUUGCAACAACUGCAAUGCCAUUGACUUCCGUCCUUACUACUACGCCCUGGGACUGCUCCUAACCACUCUGAUCAGUUGCUUCGCGGGCGUCCACUUCAAUUGGCGAAUGACUCUGGUGAGCACUAAAAUGCGCAUGAGCCUGGUGACCGCAAUCUACAGGAAAUCUCUCGUAGCCAAAGGCCUGCAAACCGCCCGGCCAGAAAUACUGAAUCUCAUGUCAACCGACACCGAUCGGAUCGUGAAUUCCUGCAUCAGCUUCCACUCGUUCUGGAGUAUCCCCUUCCAGCUGUUCACAACCCUCUACCUCCUGUACACCCAACUGGGCCUAGCCUUCCUUGCCGGGGUGAUCUUCGCCGUUAUCCUGAUUCCCAUCAACCGGAAAAUAGCGAUGAAGAUCGGUCAGCUCUCGCAGGGACUGAUGACGGCCAAAGACGGCCGCAUUGCCAUCACGACGGAAACCAUCUCCGGGGCGAAGCACAUCAAAAUGAACGCCUGGGAGGAUGUGUUCAUCGGAAAGAUCGAACGGAUUCGGCGUGAGGAGGUCGGCUUCCUGUCGCGGCGGAAAUAUCUGGACGCCCUGUGUGUCUACUUUUGGGCCACGACGCCGGUAUUGAUGUGUCUGCUCACUUUCGGAACGUCGGUACUGUUGGGGAGCACUCUGACCGCAGCUACGACCUACACCAGUGUGGCGCUGCUGAACAUGCUGAUCGGACCGCUGAAUGCGUUCCCGUGGGUGUUGAACGGACUCGCCGAAGCGUGGGUGUCGCUGAAGCGUGUGCAGGAAUUGAUUGAUCUCCCCAACAUCAACUUCGCCGAGUACUACAAACCGCUCCACCAGACGGAGACGGCAUUUUCCGAGGCCUCACGUCGACCGGUCGUGAUUGCCAUCAAGGACGGUCACUUUGAAUUCGACGUGCAACGCAGCCGAAAAGAACUGGGCCUAAUCCAGGAGGACAUUGUCGAUUUCCGUUUCCACAACCUAAACCUCCAGAUCCGCCAGGGAGAACUUGUCUGUUUGGAAGGCCCCGUGGGAGCCGGGAAAACUUCCCUGUUGGAAGUGAUCUUGGCGAACUUCAAAUGCACCCAAGGCGUGGUGGCCAUCUCGAACGUUGACGAGGGCUUCGGAUAUGUGGCCCAGUCGUCGUGGCUCCAACGGGGAACCAUCCGAGAGAACAUCCUGUGGGGAGAAAUGUACGACGAUGCACGAUACAAGGCGGUCAUUCAUGCCUGUGCCUUGAGCUAUGAUCUGAACCUACUGAAAGGGGACAGUACUGGAGUGGGCGAACAGGGCAGGACGCUAUCCGGAGGUCAGAGAGCUAGAAUUGCCCUCGCAAGAGCCAUCUAUCAGAAUAAGGAAAUCUAUCUGUUGGAUGACAUCCUAUCAGCGCUCGACGCCCACGUGGCCUCACACAUUGUACGCCAUUGUAUAUUUGACCUACUCAAAGACAAAACCCGAAUCAUCGUGAGUCAACAUCCGGUGGUGAUGAAUCGGGCCAAUCAGAUUCUCCACGUGGAAAAUGGUGUGGUCAGUCAAAGCGACAUCACCGCUUCCGGAUCGAUGAUCAGUGACAUUGAGGACGACGGAGAAGAUCUCUCGCCAACGGUCAACAUGGAAUACGAACCGGGAAACACUGCGCGCAAGGACGACGAUAGUCACAGUUUGGAUAGCGUGAUGGCCGAAGAAAGCAGAGAGUUCGGUCAUUUAGAUCGAAACGUUUUGGGGUCUUAUUGGCGGGCGGCUGGACGAUCGCUAGGAUUCUGGGUCAUAGUUUCGGUGCUGUUGAUGCAAGUGUCGCGCAAUCUGUCCGACGCUUGGUUGGCUUAUUGGGUGGGAGCUUCCUCGCCGGAACCGGUUCUGCCAAACAAUGGCACAACCAAUGGAACCGUGGUGGAUUUCUGGAGUUUUGAUUCGUUCCAAAGCGUUUUCAGCAUGAUUAGAGAUUUCGUGUCUUCUUGGACGCAAGGAGUAGACCACGGAUCGCUGCUGGCGGAGGAAUUGCAGCUGGAAGCACUGCAGACAGAUAACAGGACCCUCACGCUGUACUAUCUGGGCAUUUACAGUGCGCUGGCCAUCGGAAAUUCUUUGAUAACGUUGGUUCGGGCGUUUCUGUUUGCCUACGCUGGGAUCAAGGCGGCCAAGUGCAUUCACGAUAAACUGCUGAACAGUGUGAUUUUUACCAAGUUCCAAUUCUUCGACGUCGCGCCGCUUGGUCGCAUCCUGAAUCGCUUCUCGUCGGACGUCUACACCAUCGACGACUCGCUCCCGUUUAUCCUGAACAUUCUGCUGGCCCAGUUUUUCGGUCUAAUGGGUGCCCUCGCCAUCAGCUUGUACGCAAUGCCUUGGCUGGGAUUGCUCAUAAUCCCUCUGUGCCCGAUCUACCUAACGCUUCAGAACCAAUACCGAUACGCAUCGAGGGACAUCAAGCGACUGUCCAGCAAUGCCCUGUCGCCGUUGUAUGCUCAUUUUACAGAGACACUUCAGGGGAUGGCCACGAUUCGUGCGAUGCGCGGCGAAGCUCGCUUCAAGAAAAACUUCCUAUUCAAAUUGGAAGAAAGUAUAAAAGCUCAAUUGUCGUCGUCUGCUGCCCAACAGUGGCUCGGAUUGAGGUUGCAGUUGUUGGGAGCGUUUCUGGUCGGAGGAGCUGGAUUGUUGGCGGCCAUAACAUCUGCUCAUCUCACGUCUCCCGAAAUGGUUGGAUUAACGAUUUCGUAUGCCCUGUCCAUAACGGGGCUAUUGUCCGGAUUGUUGAACGCGGUUUCGGAAUCCGAACAGGAGUUUGUCGCCGUUGAAAGAGUAAACCAGUACUGUGAGCUCGACAAGGAAGUCAACUACGAAGGAUCGGCGGAUCCUCCAUUUGGGUGGCCUUAUCAAGGAGUGGUCAUCUUUGAGAACGUCCAUCUCAAGUACCGAGAACACUUACCUUUGUCAUUACGGGGCAUUUCGAUGCACAUUACUUCCUGUGAGAGAAUCGGACUUGUCGGCAGAACGGGAGCAGGUAAGAGUUCCAUUUUAGCUUCUAUAAUGAGAGUGGCUCCCCUCGAGAGGGGAACCAUUACCAUCGAUUGCGUUAACAUCGCCACGCUCCCGUUGGACGUAUUGCGUAGUCGGAUUGCAGUAGUGUCACAAGAUCCGUUCCUAUUCAAUGGGACCAUCCGGGAGAAUCUCGAUCCUCGAGGGCUGCACCUGGACUCGGAGAUCUGGGAGGCCAUCACUUGCUGCUUGGCGAGUCCUCUCGUGCAAGCUCUCGGGGGUCUCAACGCUAAGCUGGAUCCCAGUGGAUCCAACCUGUCUGCUGGUCAGAAACAGUUACUAUGCCUUACGCGAGCACUACUUAAAAAAUCCAAAAUCGUCCUCAUCGACGAGGGAACUGCAAAUCUAGACUACGAGGCGGAAUCCGCCAUACAGCUUGUGCUCAAAAAUGCCUUCCGCGGAAGAACUGUUAUCCUAAUUGCUCACCGACUGAAUGGACUGCAGAACACGGAACGAAUAAUUGUGAUGAAAGAUGGCGAAAUAGCCGAACAGGGAACUCCGCGAGAACUUGCCCUAAACGAGGACACAUUAUUCCACUCAAUGCUGCAGGAGCAGCAAAAUACAACCUUUGCCAAGUUGUAAUCCUGAUCCUAAUCCUAGUCCGCAUCACGUAUGAAAUUUUCUCGGAUUGAUACGUUUCCUUAUGAUAUCAACUAGCGCAUCUGCCUUAGGCUUUCGUUUUCUGGGAAAAACUAUUUUUUCCAAUAAUUCUGCUUUUUAGUUAGAAACCAAAUCAUUCGGAAAAUAGGUUCUAGUUUUACUUCUUGAUAAGAGUACAUAGUUUUAGAAUGUUCCUUAAGAAUAAAUAGUUAAACAUCUUA